Messenger RNA from Anopheles aquasalis, 2494 nucleotides. Its product is annotated as zinc finger protein 316-like. The record is from RefSeq and is a predicted model, not a curated record. Gene Ontology annotation, biological process: regulation of transcription by RNA polymerase II. NCBI's taxonomy places the organism in Eukaryota, Metazoa, Arthropoda, Insecta, Diptera, Culicidae. Gene Ontology annotation, molecular function: RNA polymerase II cis-regulatory region sequence-specific DNA binding; DNA-binding transcription repressor activity, RNA polymerase II-specific. Gene Ontology annotation, cellular component: nucleoplasm.
AUGAACUUUUCACCCUUCGGAACCCACUUUCCCGGUACGAUACCGGGAAUCCAUCAGUUCGCCAGCUCAGGGCUCGUGUCGGGUGUACCGACGACAUCGCACGACUCCAGCAAUCGAUACCAUUCCAUCAAUUCGAACGUCAACAUGGCCCAUUUCAACCAGAGCCAUGGUCCCAUUCUGGGCAAGUUUCACCGUGACCAGGAGUCCAACGGGGGCGGCGGUACCGGGGCUGGAGGGGCUAGUAACUCCAAUGCGAAAUAUAACGGACACUCUUCGUCGGGUGGUGGAGCGUCCGGUGGUGGUAUACCAACCACCACCAGCGGCCAACAGUACUCCAAUCCGUACAGCCAACACUCGGACUCGGUGGCGGAACACAAGCAGCAACAGCAGCAGCAGCAGCAGCAGCGCGGAGGUAACAUGUACCCGCAGUCGUCGAUUGGUAACGGUUCCGGUGGUACCAAUGGCCAGAGCGCCCAAGAGUUGAGCCAGGACAUUAGUGCGCUACUGCAGCAGGCCGACAGUAAGCGAGUGCUACAGAAUCCAGCCAGUUGGCAAUCGCUAGCACCGGGUGCUUCCGUUGCGGAUUACCUUUCGCAUCUUCCGGGCAGUGCCCUGCCACUCUCGCUGCACCAUUUCCUCAAGUACUCGGCCGAAAACAUCAAGAAGGAGGCACAGAAUCCUUUGUCCAGUCUGGAUAUGUCGCAAUCACAAGGGCAUAACGCCAACGGAAGUCAUGCUGGUGGCGGCGGUAGUGGUGCCAGCGGGAUGAUUCUGCCAGCAUCCCAAACCAUCGCCAGCAUCCUGGGCCAUCAACAUCCGAAUCAUCAAGCGGGUGGACAAGGCCACGGCCAAGCAGGUCAUUCCGGGCAUCAGCAGGUUCAGGCAGCGGCGGCCACUUCUUCAACGGCAGGAGCGGCCGCUGGUGCAGCAGGUGCUGCCGGAGCGGCGGAUAAGAAGAAGAAAAAGAAGAAAAAGAAGCCUCCGAAGGAGCGUAAACCACGGCCAAAACCGGGAGAGAUCCAGGUGCGUACGGCCUUAGACGGUAGUCUGCUUUUCCUGUGCCCGGAGUGCCAGAUGGCGUACCCGGAGCGUGAGCUGCUCGAGCAGCAUCUGAUCGGACACAACCUAGAGCGGCGCUUCAUCUGCGACAUUUGCAAUGCGGCACUCAAGCGGAAGGACCAUCUGACGCGCCACAAACAAAGCCACAACCCGGAGCGUCCAUUCUCCUGCACGAUCUGUCUUAAGGCGUUCAAGCGUAAAGAGCAGCUGACGCUCCACUUUGUCAUCCAUUCGGGGGAGAAGAGACACAUUUGUCAAGAGUGUGGUAAAGGAUUCUACCGAAAGGAUCAUCUCCGCAAGCACACCCGAUCACACAUAGCACGCCGGCUGAAGGCAGAACUGAGUCAACAGCAAGGCACCGACGGAGCGACCACUUCCAGCACGGCCCGUGGAGCCCAGAAUCAGAGCAACAAUGGCAGUACUCAGCAACAACCACCACCACCACAACCGCAACAGCAAUCCUUACAACUGUCCCAGCAACAACAACUGCAACCACCUCCACAGUAUCACUCCCUUCCGCCUGGGGCACCCGGCCAGUCGCAAAUGAUGUCGUAGAUCAUGACUCGUGUCUAGAAAUGAAGCGACGAAGCUUCCACAAAAAGAUUAAUCGCAAAAUUUGGUUUCGUGCAAUCGAGGUGCGCACCGGAUUGGGAUGCUCCGGGAUUGGGGUGGGCACUCACUUAGCUUAAAACGGGGGUUUAGGAUAAAGACGAUGGUAACAUAACUAUUAAUGAUAAUGCUGCACGUGCGCACACAACAUCACACACAUUGUGAGUCCAUAAUUCUUCACAACGGGGCGGAAAAGAACACUACAAUGACUUACAGAGCGAGCUGUACCGUCCGGGGUGCAAGCAAACCCAAGAUAUACUUCAGAGAGAGAGAGAGAAACAAAUACCAAAACACCGCCGUGUACAAAGUUAGUAGUAAUGUGCAACCUACAACGCCAGGUAAAAAAUCCUAGAAGCCCAGAAAUCAGCAGUCAGAACGGGCGGGAUCCGCCUAUCGCGGGGAAAGUUAACAUUCCCUCAGCCACAAAAUGGGAGCCACCAGACUCCCUCGCUCAGGUUAUUAAACACAGAAACAUGGUAGUGGACAUAUUUAAGGGUAGAAUAGAUUAAAGCAUAUAAGAGACCGACAAACGGGGUGGAAUAUAGAUAGAGAGACAGCGAGAUAGGAGAGAGAUAUUCGUCCUUUUUAAUCCCUCGUAUCGCAUUGACGCCAGAACUGCAUGGUCGGUUUGUUUGUUUGUUCUGUUUUCUGUGUUUUUCCAUGCCCCACUACGGUGGAGUAUGGAAGGGAACGUAAAUGAAUUUUAAUCAGUUAUUAUGAGCCAAAUUCCAAUCUAGUCCGAUUUCCGUCUAGUCCAAAUUCUUAGGCAAACAUUUUUCUAGGUAAAAGGAAAGUAAUCGAGUACCAAAAUCAAACCCAUUAAGCA